This is a messenger RNA of Medioppia subpectinata, 2568 nucleotides long. NCBI's taxonomy places the organism in Eukaryota, Metazoa, Arthropoda, Arachnida, Sarcoptiformes, Oppiidae. The record is from the annotation of a GenBank genome assembly.
GAAGACAAUGACAGCGAAUCUGAAGAAUAUAGACCUGAUUUGGACGACGAUAUGAACAAUGAAUUAAAUGACAGCCAAAACGGGAGUGAAUUAAACAUAAAAACUAAUUACAAACGAAAACACAAAUCAAAGUCACAUUUGGAAACGUUAUUAAAGUGUCCGCCAAUUGAGUGUCCGAAAGAAUUGAGUGAAGAAAUAAAUGGCGAAUCAAUUGACAGCCAAAGAGUGAGUGAAUUAAACACUAAGACCAAUGGCAAACGAGAAGACAAAUCAGCGAAAAGUGAAGACAAUGGCAGCGAAACAGAAGAAUACGGAUCCGGUUUGAGUGACAAUGAAAUGGACGAUAAAUACGGCAUUGAAUGGAUCGCUGGGAACCCUUUGCGAAAGUCUCUUAAUGGCAAAUAUGUGUGCGAAUACAGGGGCUGUGGAAAGCAAUUCAAAAAUCCCACAGGACUAUUGGGCCACGCAUUCAACCAUUUGAAUGCAAAGGCAAAGAAGUCAUUCGUGUUUAAGAGGAGAUCCGACGGCCAAUACGUGUGUCUUAUAGACGGAUGUAAUAAAGUAUUCACAAGGAGUGGACAUCUCAGAGGCCAUCAAAUAUUACACUUUAAACAGCGAAAAUGUCCGCAAACCGGCUGUCCAUUCACCGCCAUUACACUCCCGGCACUCAAUCAACACGUGAAGACACACCCGAAGCCAUACGCGUGCGACACGUGUGGACUAAAGUACAAAAGCAAGAAAUUAUUAACUCAACACAAACGCAUACAUAACGAUGCGUUGAAAUACCGCUGCGAUUGGCCCGACUGUGGCCGACUGUUUGCCCAGAAAUAUCAACUCAGAGACCACAUUAAUACACAUACGGGCGCUGUUCACCACCCGUGCGAAUGGCCCGGUUGUGGGCACACCUAUACUAAUGUAACCUCACUUUUUGUCCACGUGAAAAGAGUCCAUAAAGGGUUGGCUGACUACCGGUGCCAUUGGCCAGAGUGUGACUAUAAGACCACAAAUGGUAUUCGUCUUAACAAUCAUAUCCAUAGACAACACGAGGAUUUACAAUCAAUUGGUUGUCAAACGAGCGAUGAAUUCAUUAAUGAAGAGUUGAUUCAAAGAGAAGACAAUACAAGACAUGAAACACAAGACAAUAGAGAGAAGACCAGCGCUGAAGAAGUGGUCGACUCUGAAGACAAUGAAUCAAAUGCUGGCAUCGAUUGUGUUACAGAUGAAGAAAUAGGCGUUGGAAAUGAUUCCGACGACAAUGAGGACAACAAUCCUAUGAAUGAAGACUUGAAUAAUAAAACCAAUGAAUUGAAUGACAACUUAAAUGAUAAUCAAAGAGGGAUUGAAUUGAACCCAAUAUUGUAUUACAAUAAUACACGGAAACGAAAGUACACUUUAAAUGAAAGCGAUAUGAGUGACAAUUCGGACGAUGAAACGAUGGCUGGGAUACGGACCACACGGGGAUCGCACGGGGAGUAUGUGUGCGGUUUCAAGGACUGCGGGGAUUCAUUCACAGAUCACUCGCUUCUAGCGAUGCAUGUGUUCAGUCAUUGCGACCCUAGGCUUAAGAAGUCAAUGAGAUUUAAGAGGAGACCCGACGGCCAAUACUUGUGCUGUAAAAGGGGUUGCGAUGCCAUCCGUGACGAUAUCGUUGCCCUCCGGAUGCACCAAAUGUCACACUUUGAACACUUUUUAAUCGAAACCUGCGGUCCGAACGCAUUGACCCGAUACAGGACCGCAUUAAAUGACGGAACAAUUCAUUCCCAAAGUGGGAGUGAAUCAAACAAUAAAAGUAAUAACAAUUCAAACGGAGGCGAAGACAAUGAGGACAACAAUAAUCAUACGAAUGAAGCGUCAGUUAUGAAGAGAAGUGAUUUGAACGCAACAACAGAUAAUACUCACAAACUUAAUGGUAAACGAAAGUACACUUCAAUGUAUAGCGAAGUGAAUGACAACGAAUCGGAAGAAUAUGGACGCGAUAUGAGUGACAAUUCGGGCGAUGAAUGGAUGGCUGGGAUACGGAUCACACGGGGAUCGGACCGGAAGUAUGUGUGCGGUUUCAAGGGCUGCGGGAAGUCAUUCACAGAUCACUCGGUUCUAGCAAUACAUGUGUUCAAUCAUUUGGACGCUAGUAUUAAGAAGUCAUUGGUCUUUAAGAGGAGACGCGACGGCAAAUGUUGUAAACAGGGUUGCGAUGCCAUCCAUAAAGAUGUUGGUGCCCUCCGAGUCCACCAAAUGGCACGUAUGGAACAACAUUUAAUCGAAACCUACGGUCCAAACGCAUUGACCAACAAAUCAAUUUUAGGAGCAAUUCAUAGCCAAAGAGUGAGUGAAUUAAUCAAUAAAAUUAAUAACAAUUCAAAGGGAGGCGAAGACAAUGAGGACAACAAUAAUCAUACGAAUGAAGAUAUGAAUAGAAGUGAAUUGAAUGCAACGACAGAUAACACUCGUAGACCUAGUGGUAAACGAAAGUACACUUCAAUGUAUAGUGAAUUGAAUGACAGCGAAGCGCAAGAAUAUGGACGCGAUAUGAGUGACAAUUCGGACGACAAAUGGAUGAGUAAGAAUUAA